ACUCCACAAUACAUAUCUGCUCCCACCUGCAACCUUUUCUCAGUUGCUCUGACUCAAGUUAAUUAGGGCCACCAUCCUUGGAUUUAGCAGUGUUUUUCAUAUUUACUUGGAAAGCAGACAGGACUACAGCCUUCUAACCAGUUUUGGCCUGUGGAAAUCUGGGGAGGGUUUUCUGCAAAGGCACCCCAUCCUCUCGCACACGGAAGAGCCAUCGCUGAAGACCAUUCAAGAUAGUCACCUCCUCCUUUCACAUAACACAGUCCCUCCCCAUCUGGCGUGCCUUUCACUCUCCUUUGAGUCUCAACAAGAGCAGAGUGUGGCAAGCAAACAUGCUGCUGCUGGCAGUGCUUGUGGCCACAGCCACUUGGUCUUGUGGAUUUGCACAGGAAAUUCCCAUACAGAGUCCUAUAUCCAUCACCAAGUUCCAAAAAAGUGCACGAAUGACAUGUGAAAUUCAAACAUUAGGGGCAAAUUUUGAUGGUGUUGUCAUACACUGGUAUGUGCAGAAGGAGGGUGAAGCUCCAAAGAGGCUCCUGUUCCUUUCAGGAGGAAAAUCUACCGUUGAAGCUGACUUUCAAGCAAGGAGAUACACAGUUGAAAGAAUCUCUGCCCGGAGACGGUGUGUUCUUACAAUAAAAGAUGUAAUUCCAGAUGAUGCUGCUACUUACUACUGUGCCUACUGGGAUCCUCACUGUGAUAAGGUGUUUGGCUCUGGUACAAAACUCAUUGUGUCAGACAAAGCAAGCUCUUCACCAGCAAACUCGGAAAUCCUGCAGAAAAAGCAUGGAAAUCAGAUAAUGUACGUUUGUCUUGUUGAGAAAUUCUACCCAGAAGUUAUUCGGGUGACAUGGACUGAUGAAGAAAAGGAGGUAACAGACAACGUAGUAAAAGGUGAUGUUUGGAAGCCCGCAGGAGAGGAUGAAUACUCCAUUGCCAGCUGGUUAACUGUACCAGCAGAGAACAAAGACAAGAAAUAUUACUGCAAAUAUGAGCACGAAAGCCAAAAGGAUUCACUGCCAACACAAGUAAACUCUACGAAGAAUGCUCCUCAGGAAGGGGACUGCAGUGCAGCUCUUAACAGAGAUGUUAUGUUUACAGAUGUUACAGACGUUAUGCUUCCAGAUCACUUAAUGCACAGGGCAGCCUAUUUAGUGUACAUCAUCCUCCUUCUGAAGAGCAACAUGUACUAUCUUAUCAUACUCUUCUUCAUCUGCAGAGUGCGGGCUCCAACCAAGCACCAAGGAAAGAGGGCAUAACUACGUGUUUAAGAAAAGGUUACAAAUUAAUCGUGGAUUUACUUUGCUUACCCAUAUAGACUCCCCUGCUCUGUAUUAGAUGUAACAGCAAAAAAAAAUCCCAAAAUAAUUUUCGGGCGUUAGGGCAUAGGGCUCAUUUUGCUUUAUUGUUAGUAUUUUUAUAUCAGUCUGGUUUUCCUAAUUUUUUUUCUGAAUAUCAAAAAAGGAGAGGCAAUAGCAGUAAUGGAUUUAUUGCAAAAUGAAGAAGGUACUCAGAUUGAAAGUAGUUAUGCAUGCAGAAGAGUAGUGAUGUAAUGGUACUUUUGAUAUAUAAAGCACAGAUGGGUUUUGUCAUUGCACUUAAGGCUUAAUAAGGAACAUUUCUGUGAAGUAAAUUCACAGAUAUUUUUUUCAUUUUUACUUUCAAUGAUUUGUUGCCACUCUCAUUUAUCCAGGAAAUGAGGACUUAAUUACUCUGAAGUGAUUAGUGCUUUAAGAGACAAUUAAAUAUAAUUUUUAAAGGUGAACAUAGGAGUUUUGAAUGAAGAAGUCAGAUGAGAAUAAAAGCAAUUAUAAGGUGCGUGCAUACAGAAACGAAGAAAUCCACCAGCACUGUGACACACUGUGUUUUUAAAGAAAGAAACCAAUUGUAAUUAUCAUGUAUAUCACCUUGUUUAAAGACACCUUUUUAAAUUGAGCAAAACCUCAAAUACGAAGCUUUGGUAAAGAAAGUAUUUUCCCAAAAGAAGAAAAAUUCUCAGAUGCUGGACUUUGAACUCUUAAUCUCCAGGUUCCUUUCAAGUUUAUGCAGAAAAGCAGAAAUUAGACAUACUGGGAUAAAGCACUUGCUCGGUUUUGGGCAAAACAUUAUCAUAUGUUUGUAGGUAAAUGCUUACAGCAUUUACACUCACUGUAUCUUUAAUGACGAGGGCAAUAAAAGC
Messenger RNA from Empidonax traillii (willow flycatcher), 2176 nucleotides. RefSeq names its product immunoglobulin kappa light chain. The transcript has 6 exons. Lineage: Eukaryota; Metazoa; Chordata; Aves; Passeriformes; Tyrannidae. The record is from RefSeq and is a predicted model, not a curated record. The coding region runs from base 330 to 1256 and encodes 308 amino acids.